AUGCUUUCAUUACUUUUUUCCAUUUCCAAAAGUCAACAAGAGAAAGGUAUUUUCCAAAGAGUUUUCCAUGAUAAAGUAAUUGACAUUGACGUCAGUGGAUCAUCAAAACAGUACAUUAACAGCAGUUUACAGUUAACAAAACCAGAAUAUGCAAUUUAUCCUUGGAAUAAGGAUUAUGAUUGGUGCUCCAAUUGUGGAAAAACAUACGAUGAUCAUCCCUAUAUAACAUUUUCCAUUAAAAAUAAGAAGAUGAAGAUAGAUGGUUAUUAUGUCCGUGCAGGAUGCUGUUACGGGGGAUGCUGCUGCGAAGAUGAUUCAUACUGCGUAUAUUGCUGCCUAUACAGCUGGUCAUUGCAGAUCUCCGACGACAACAAAACUUGGAAAGACAUUCAUCACAUAGAGAAAGACAGCGAAAUGAAGUAUUGCCGUGAGAAAUCUUACAAGCUCGACAAGACUUAUACAGCCAGAUACUUCCGCGUGUUCCAAACAAGUGCCUGCCCUGGAGAACCUCCUUGCCUCGCAAUCAACAAAUUUGACUUAAUUGGAGACGUUGUUGCAAAUGAUGACAUUAACGAUGUACAAGAAGAUUUCGUUUCUUUCCACGACGACGAUGAAGAUAUCAGCAUAAUCGGACAUAUCGGCAAGAAUGCUAAGAUUUAA
This is a messenger RNA of Trichomonas vaginalis G3, 660 nucleotides long. Its product is annotated as galactose-binding domain-like family. The record is from RefSeq and is a predicted model, not a curated record. The coding region runs from base 1 to 660 and encodes 219 amino acids. The transcript has a single exon. Lineage: Eukaryota; Parabasalia; Trichomonadida; Trichomonadidae.